UUGAGCACUGAAUGGAAACCAAAAUGAGCUUCAGAGAUUUUGCUGUUGUUUUUCUGAUUUGGGUUCCUAUGGGCGUAAAUGCCUUAAGGUGCCCAGCUCCCACAUUGGAUCAUGGCUAUUUUCUCCCUGACACAAAAGCAUAUGCAGAGAAUGAGGUUCUGUUUUAUGCUUGUGAUACUGAAUUUAAACCUGAUCAGGAGGAGUGGUGGGUGGCAACUACAUGUACGGCUGGCACAUGGAGCACUGUGCCUAAGUGUAUAGCAAAAGAUCAUUGCAUUUCUCUGAUAAUCACCCACGGUGAAAUCCAGGACAAGAGAGCAGACUAUGUGGCUGGGGACAUAAUCUCGAUAAAUUGCCAAGAAGGAUAUCACUCUGAACAUCCUCAACAAGUUUGUUCCGAUGGAAUGUGGACCCCACACCCCAUCUGUAAAGAAAAUCAAUGUGGAGUUACACCGCAAAUACUGAAUGGUAAAGCUCAAGAGAGGGGGAAGGUGGUAACGUACUCAUGCAGCACCGGCUACGUGCUGGUGGGUGUUGCGACUGUGGACUGCCUCAGCGAUGGACGAUGGUCCGAUCCUCCAGCUUGUGAAGCCAGGGGAGGAGGACGAGUUGAGACGACUACUUUGCCUAGGAAAGAGGAAGCCCCAAUUGAACGAUGUGGCGCCAUACCAGUAGUGCAGAAUGCAGAGCAGGAGAUAUUUGCCUGGAAUGUGCUCUACAGGUGUAAUCGGAGCUACAGAAUGAGAACUUCCCAUUCUCGGAUCUACUGUUACACGGACGGACUUUGGACCACUCCACUUCCAGAGUGCACAUGGUGGUGGUAAA
Gadus chalcogrammus (walleye pollock) is the source of this 825-nucleotide messenger RNA. Its product is annotated as complement factor H-like. The record is from RefSeq and is a predicted model, not a curated record. NCBI's taxonomy places the organism in Eukaryota, Metazoa, Chordata, Actinopteri, Gadiformes, Gadidae. The transcript has 6 exons. Bases 12 to 824 code for a protein of 270 amino acids.